This is a messenger RNA of Rotaria sp. Silwood1, 849 nucleotides long. The record is from the annotation of a GenBank genome assembly. NCBI's taxonomy places the organism in Eukaryota, Metazoa, Rotifera, Eurotatoria, Philodinida, Philodinidae.
AUGCAAGUUCGUGGUGUUGUACUUGUAACAUUAGCCCUAUUUCUGGGUAUUGCUGCAUUAGUUCUUCAUUUAUUGGCUAUGUGUUCACCUCGUUGGAAAAUAACUAAACGAGAUCGUGAACCAACAAUGGCACCAGUUAGUUAUGGUCUUUGGCAAAGAUGUGAAUAUAUGAAUAUAACGAUAAUGAAACAAGGUAUUCCACUUGGUAUCCGACCAAAUGUUCAAAUAUGUCGACCAAAUCGUUAUAUGAGAUAUUCACCGGAAAAUUUUGAUUCAUGUUAUCAUAUUCGUCGUAAUUGUCCAGUUACUGAACCGGAAAAAUUACAUGAAGGUUGUUCAUGUCGAUAUUUACCAUCAGCAAAAGGUUUACAAUGGUUAACAGUUUUAGCUGCUAUUUUUCUUGUUCUUGGUUUACUUUCACUCUAUUUAAAAACAAUAACAUCACCACAAAAUGAUAGUGCAUUAUUAGUACUUAGUUUUGGACCAUUUAUUUGUUUUCUUUUGGCAUUACUUUUAAUGAGUACAGCAUUAAUUCUUGUUGGUGCAUAUCUUCGACGCGAUACCUAUGAAGAUUAUACAUUUCCAUUACAAACUGUACAAAAGGAUGCAAAUGAUAUGCAAGGUUUCGAUUUACAUAGUCUUCGUAAUUACGCUAAGCGUUAUGAGUCGACAUUUUCUCAUGAUAAAUAUGUUGCUGCUGAAAAUGAAUUGCGUAAUGUUGCUAAUAGUCAUUUUCAUACAACAAUUGGAUGGGCUACUGGUUUUGAAAUUAUUGCAACUGUCUUAGUAUUUUUUGUUACUGGAUUAACAAUUUUAUUGUUAAUGGCAUCAAGAUCAGAUGAUGUUUAA